Molecule: messenger RNA, 3687 nt
Organism: Brettanomyces nanus
Lineage: Eukaryota; Fungi; Ascomycota; Pichiomycetes; Pichiales; Pichiaceae
Exons: 1
Coding region: 1-3687 (1228 amino acids)
Biological process (GO): intracellular calcium ion homeostasis
Cellular component (GO): endoplasmic reticulum membrane
Molecular function (GO): ATP hydrolysis activity; P-type ion transporter activity; ATP binding
Source: RefSeq, a predicted model, not a curated record
AUGGUUCAAGAUCUCGUUAAUAGUGGCACUAUUGAAGAGUCUCAGUUGUUAGUGUCAAGACCCGUCUAUUUGAGGCCCUAUGUGUUGCCUUUUAUAUUCAUCUAUCCCUUGUACUCCGACCUGUACCUGCUACACUACGAUGAUUACUUUGGUGGUAAAGAAUGGACUUUCAUUUUCACUUUGGGUCUUGUUUCGCUCCAUUGUUUGAUUUGGUUGUUGCCUCGCUGGAGUUUGAACAUUAGCUCUCGUUUCAAUUAUAGUUCGUGCUCCUCUCUCAAAGAUGCUUCAUACAUAUUUGUCGUUGCCAAGCCAAAUUUUGGUAUCAGUGAGAUUUGUACAAUAGAUAGAAUUAUCGAUCAGGUGUCUUUCAAGUAUCAGAAGAGAAAGUUUAUUUGGAGUGAUAAGUUGAACAAAUUUACUCCUCCUAAUUUUUUUGUGGAUGAUAAAAGCCUCACUAUUGGUGAUUUGAAGGGACGACGUGGUCUAGGUAGCAAUGAGUUGGAGUCUCUAUCAAAAAAGUAUGGCAAAAAUCUUUUUGAUAUACCUGUUCCAACUUUCUGGGAAUUGUUCGUCGAGCAUGCUUUGGCUCCGUUCUUCGUCUUUCAGGUGUUCUCUAUAGCUUUAUGGAUGAUGGAUGAUAUGUGGUACUUGUCUUUAUUCUCCUUGUUCAUGCUUGUUACUUUUGAAUGUACUACUGUCUACCAGAGAAAAUCUACCAUGACUGAGUUCCAGAGUAUGGGUAUUAAGCCAUAUCAGAUUUAUGUGUUUAGAGAUGAAAAGUGGGCCAAGAUCUCUACCCAAGAAUUGUUACCCGGUGACGUUGUUUCUGUUGUUCGUACUCCUCAGGAGGAUCUUUCUAUUCCUUGUGAUUUGAUCCUUAUUUCCGGUUCUUGUAUCGUUAAUGAAGCUAUGCUUUCUGGUGAGUCCACGCCUCUUCUUAAGGAGUGUAUUGAUACGAGAGAGGCUUCUUCUCAGUUCCAGCCGGACAGCUUGGAUAAAAGCUCUUUGCUUCACGGUGGUACGUCUUGUUUGCAAGUUACUUCGGCAGACCAUUCGGCCAUUUCGUUGGCUCCUGAUCAUGGCGCCGUUGCCGUGGUUGCUAAAACUGGAUUCGAAACAGUUCAAGGUUCUCUUGUCAGAGUCAUGAUCUUUUCCUCGGAGAGGAUGACUGUCGCUAACAAAGAAUCUAUGUUUUUCAUUUUGUUCUUACUUGUCUUUGCCGUUAUUGCUGCAAGAUACGUGUGGGUUGAAGGUACCAAGAUGGGACGUAUUCAAUCCAAGUUAAUUCUUGAUUGUAUCAUUGUUAUCACCUCCGUUGUUCCUCCAGAAUUGCCUAUGGAACUUACUAUGGCUGUUAAUCAAUCAUUAUCUGCCAUCGCUAAGCACUUCAUCUACUGUACUGAGCCUUUCAGAAUUCCUCUUGCCGGUAGAAUUGACGUCUGUUGCUUUGACAAGACCGGUACUUUGACUGCUGAAGAAUUGGUCUUUGAGGGAUUGGCUGGCCUUAAAGAGGGUGAUAUAUCUCAUCUAUCCAGCUGCUCGUCUGCUGAAGUUCCCGAAGCUACUCUAGAUGUUAUGGGAUCAACUCACGCUUUAGUCAGAUUAGAUUCCGGUGAGGUCGUUGGUGAUCCUAUGGAGAAAGAGACAUUGAAGGCUUCUAAAUGGACUGUUUCCCAAGAUUUCAAGAACACAAUACUAGGUCAUGACAGGAAGAUCCACGUCUUGAAGAGAUUUCAAUUUUCUUCUUCUUUGAAGAGAUCUUCGGUUAUUGCGAAGGUUGGUGGGAAAGUUAUUGCCGGCGUUAAGGGUGCUCCGGAAACCAUUGUUGAGAGGUUGUCCGAGGUUCCUGCAGAUUAUGAGAAGACUUUCAAGUCAUUUACUAGAUCAGGUUCCAGAGUCUUGGCUUUGGCUUAUAAGUAUUUGAAAUCCGAUAAAAACCUUGACAAAGUGGAGAGAUCUGAUGUGGAAUGCGACUUAAAGUUUGCCGGAUUUUUGGUGUUUCAUUGUCCCAUGAAGUCAGAUGCCAUCGAAACCAUAGAGAUGUUGAACCAGUCCAGUCAUAGAAGUGUCAUGAUCACCGGUGAUAACCCGUUAACUGCCUGUCACGUCGCAAAAGAGGUUGGUAUUGUCUCGAAGCCGGUCUUCAUUUUGGACAAACCAGAGAAAAGCCGUGGUGAUGACGAGUUUGAUCUUGAAUGGAGAAACGUUGAAGAGACCAAGAUUAUUGCCUGCUCCUCUCAGAAAGCUCUCGAUACCAGCAUCUUUGCUAAGCAUGAUAUAUGUGUCACUGGCUAUGCUCUUAAAAAGUUCCAGAAGCAUGCUCAGUUCAAGGAGUUAGUCAGACAUGCAUUUAUUUACUCAAGAGUUUCCCCUUCUCAAAAGGAAAUGAUUCUCAAUACUUAUAAAUCGAUGAACUACAAUGCAUUGAUGUGCGGUGACGGUACUAACGAUGUUGGAGCUUUGAAGCAAGCUCAGGUUGGUAUUGCUUUGUUGAAUGGCACAGAAUCUUCCCUUAAAAAAAUACAAGAAAACCGCCAGAUCGAAGGAGUUACUACAGUUUACAAUAAGCAGCGUGAAAUCAUGGCCAGAUGGGGUAGACCUCCUCCCAAAGUUCCUGCUCUCAUUGCUCAUCUAUUCCCACCGGGACCUUUGAAUCCAAACUACAUAUCUGCUCUACAGAAGCACGGUGUGGUAAUCACUGGAAAGAUCAUUCGCAAAGUUGAGAUUGCUAAUCAGCAGCCAAUCGCUGUCGAGAAGCCUACCACCAUUUCCAAUGGACCACAGUCUAGUGCAGAACUGGCUGAACAGUUGAUGUCCGGUAUUCAAAUGCCAGAAGAUGAAGAAGCCCCAGCUUUGAAGCUUGGUGACGCUUCUGUUGCUGCUCCAUUCACAUCUAAAUUGUCGAACGUGAACUCUGUGAUCCACGUGAUUAGACAAGGAAGAUGCGCGUUGGUGUCCACAAUUCAGAUGUACAAAAUCUUAGCUUUGAACUGUCUUAUCUCUGCUUACUCGUUGUCUGUGCUUUACUUAGCUGGUAUUAAGUUCGGUGAUACUCAGGCUACUGUGUCCGGUUUGUUGCUUAGUGUCUGUUUCAUAUCCAUUUCCAAGGGUCAGCCUUUGGAGAAGUUGUCCAAGGAGAGACCACAACCUGGCAUAUUUAACAUGUACAUUAUGGGUUCCAUUCUGGGUCAGUUUGCAAUUCACAUGAUUGCCUUGAUAUAUUUGAACAGGGAGAUCUAUAUUCUAGAACCAAGAGUGCCUCAAAUAGAUUUGGAUAAAGUCUUCGAGCCUUCCUUAUUGAACACUGCCAUGUUCUUUAUCCAAUUAUCUCAGCAGGUGGCCACUUUUGCCGUGAACUAUAUUGGUAGACCUUUCAGACAAGGUAUUUCUGAGAACAAGGGUAUGUACUACGGCAUUUUGGGUGUUGUUCUUCUGUGCGUCUCAGGUGCUACAGAGUUCGUUCCCGAAUUCAAUUCAGCCAUGCAGUUUGUUCCUAUGACUACAGAAUUCAAAAUCAAGUUGAACCUUGUUAUGCUUUUGGACUUUGUCGUCUCUUGGCUAGUUGAACUCUUUUUCAAGUUUAUGUUCAUGGAUUACAAGGCUGCUGAUAUUGCCUUAAGAGACGUUGACGAGAUUGCUGCUGACGAUGCAAGAGCAGCAAGGAAUCAGGUGAAGAAGGACCAAUAA